Messenger RNA from Exophiala oligosperma, 1588 nucleotides. Its product is annotated as isocitrate dehydrogenase [NAD] subunit 2, mitochondrial. Gene Ontology annotation, cellular component: mitochondrion. The record is from RefSeq and is a predicted model, not a curated record. Gene Ontology annotation, molecular function: NAD binding; isocitrate dehydrogenase (NAD+) activity; magnesium ion binding. NCBI's taxonomy places the organism in Eukaryota, Fungi, Ascomycota, Eurotiomycetes, Chaetothyriales, Herpotrichiellaceae. Gene Ontology annotation, biological process: isocitrate metabolic process; tricarboxylic acid cycle. The coding region runs from base 169 to 1338 and encodes 389 amino acids. The transcript has 2 exons.
AAAAAGCAUGCUCCUCUACAGCUCCACCUCUUCCAGCACAACCCGACUCACAACAGCAGCUUCAUUGUGCCCUCGGUUGCUCGUUCGAUGCUGCCAGCUGUAACUCGGAGCCUGUCGUGAAGUUAUCACAUAACAAUUUGUAACUUCACUCCUGCAGCACUCGCCGCCAUGAUCGCCUCAAGAGCAUUUGCUGCCCCGGCACGCCAAUGCUUGCGAAAAGCCUAUCAACAGCCCAAAUGGGCUGCUGCAUCCUUCCAGGCACAGCCUAAGCGUUUCAUCACCACGAAGGAGCAGGACAAGGUCGCCAAGUUCAAGGGUACCAAGGGACCGGAUGGAAAUUACACAGUCACAUUGAUAGAAGGAGACGGUAUCGGUCCUGAGAUUUCGCAGUCGGUCAAGGACAUCUACAAGGCCGCAAAGGUACCAAUCGUGUGGGAGUCCGUGGACGUCACCCCUCGCCUGGUAGACGGCAGAACAACGAUCCCUGAAGAGUCCAUCAAGUCGGUGGAAAAGAACUAUGUUGCUUUGAAGGGGCCUCUGGCGACGCCUGUCGGCAAGGGACACGUCUCCCUCAACCUCACUCUCCGCCGAACCUUUAACCUCUUUGCCAACGUCCGUCCGUGCCGAAGCAUCCAGGGCUACAAGACCGCCUACGACAACGUGGACACAGUGUUGAUUCGAGAAAACACCGAAGGAGAAUACUCUGGCAUUGAGCACGUCGUUGUAGACGGCGUCGUGCAGUCCAUUAAGCUCAUCACCCGCCAGGCGUCAGAAAGAGUCUUGAGGUACGCGUUCCAGUAUGCCCGGGACGUCAACAAGAAGAAGGUCCGCGUGGUCCACAAGGCCACCAUCAUGAAGAUGUCCGACGGUCUCUUCCUCAGCACCGCAAGAGACGUGGCCAAAGAUUUCCCCGACAUCGAAUUCGACGCUGAGCUCCUCGACAAUGCCUGUCUGAAGAUCACCACCGACCCCGGCCCGUACUCCGACAAGGUCCUCGUCAUGCCCAACUUGUACGGUGACAUCUUGUCCGACAUGUGCGCCGGCUUGAUCGGCGGCCUCGGUCUCACUCCUUCCGGAAACAUCGGUGACGAAUGCUCCAUCUUCGAGGCCGUCCACGGUUCAGCUCCGGACAUCGCAGGUAAGGCCCUCGCCAACCCGACCGCCCUGCUUCUCAGCAGUAUCAUGAUGUUACGGCACAUGGGAUUGAACGAACACGCCACCAAGAUCGAGACUGCCAUCUUCGACACCCUGGCCGAGGGCAAAACCCUGACCGGUGAUUUGGGCGGUAAGGCAAAGACACACGAAUAUGCACAGGCCAUCAUCAGCCACCUCAAAUAAGCGAAGCAACGACCGAGCUCAAGAAUGCUAAAAAAGCAAACUGAAGCAAACUCUUUUUUUGGAACAAUUGGUGCCGCUGGCUCCCACUUUUGGUGUACAGCGGAAGAGUUAUCGGGAAUGAGCCAUAAUCUACCUGUCCAGCCUCAACAGAGGGAGAAAGUUAUUGUAUGCGCGUGGAGAUGAGGGAGGAAUGUAUUAUUUAUCAUGCUAGAGCGAGUACUGCAAAUAUAAAUUCAUGUCAAAAACUGUA